This is a messenger RNA of Sporothrix brasiliensis 5110, 2952 nucleotides long. RefSeq names its product protein transport protein SEC24. Gene Ontology annotation, biological process: endoplasmic reticulum to Golgi vesicle-mediated transport; intracellular protein transport; COPII-coated vesicle cargo loading. Gene Ontology annotation, molecular function: SNARE binding; zinc ion binding. NCBI's taxonomy places the organism in Eukaryota, Fungi, Ascomycota, Sordariomycetes, Ophiostomatales, Ophiostomataceae. The transcript is spliced from 2 exons. Gene Ontology annotation, cellular component: COPII vesicle coat; endoplasmic reticulum exit site. The coding region runs from base 1 to 2952 and encodes 983 amino acids. The record is from RefSeq and is a predicted model, not a curated record.
AUGUCUGCCCCUUACGGUCAGCAGUAUGGCGGUCAGCCAUCACCGUACGGCGACCAACAGAGCUUUCAAGACCAGCAGCAGCUGCUUCCCGAGGGUCAUGCUCCGCCACCGGCUGGUGCGCCCAUUCUUGAGACGGGCAAGAAGAAGAAGAGAGCUUAUGCUGCUGAUGCCUUCAGUGUUGGCACCGCCGGCAAUACCUCCGCUGGCGGUCAGGGGCCACCACCCAGUCAGUACGGCGCUCCCGUCCAGCCUGCCGGCGCUCCUGCAUACGGCAGCUACGGCGCCCAGGCAACCCCUGAUGUCCAGGAUGUGCAGUAUGGCCACCCUCAGCAGGUUGGCAUCGGUGCGUCCGGCGGAGCCGCGGGUGUCCCCGCGGCUGGCGGCUACGGAUAUCCCGAUUAUGGCUACUCAGGUGCAAACGCAGGCAUGCCUGGUGCUGGUGGUGUCGAUGCAGUGACGGCUGGUGUUGCCAACAUGGGCAUCACAGGCGCCGGUCAGCCACCCGCCCCGCACCAGCCGCCGCAUCAGCAAGUACCAGCGCACCAGGGCCAGCCGCCGCGUACUGGUCCCCUCAAUCAGCUGUAUCCGACCGACCUCAUGAGCCAACCCUUCAAUGUGUCUGAGCUGGACCUCCCCCCGCCGCCCAUCAUGUUGCCCCCCAACAGCAGCGUCACUCCCUCGCCGGACGCCAACUGCCCGUCUAAAUAUGUCCGGUCCACAAUCAAUGCCGUCCCCACGAACCAUUCGCUCCUGAAAAAGUCCAAACUACCUUUUGCCCUCAUUAUUCAGCCUUAUGCGUCCUUGCACGACCUCGACGACGACGUCCCUGUUGUGCAGGACCAGGUUAUUUCGCGCUGCCGGAGAUGCCGCUCGUACAUCAAUCCCUUUGUGACCUUUGUUGACCAUGGCCACCGCUGGCGCUGCAACAUGUGCAACCUGACCAACGACGUCCCCCAGGCCUUCGACUGGGAUGCGGCUUCGCAGAAGAGCGUCGACCGCUGGCAGCGCCACGAGCUGAACCAUGCCGUCGUCGAGUUUGUUGCGCCGCAGGAGUACAUGGUACGCCCGCCGCAGCCACUGGUCUACCUGUUUCUCUUUGAUGUCAGCUACGCCGCCGUAUCAACAGGUCUCCUUGCCACCAGCGCCCGUACCAUUCUCGACAGCCUCAACAGAAUACCAAAUGCCGAUGGUCGUACGCGCCUAGGCUUUAUCGCUGUCGACUCCUCCCUGCACUACUUUGCCAUCCCGCGCGAUUCGAAGCCCGCCGCCAAGGAAGAGGGCGAGGAGGAUGACGGUGCCAAUGGGGACGAUGAGGAGAACAAUGGUGCUGGCGAAACAAGCAUGCUCGUCGUCAGCGACCUGGAUGAGCCGUUCAUGCCCGUGCCCCAAGAACUACUGGUGCCGCUGACCAGCUCGCGCCAGAGCAUCGAACUGUUCCUCACGAAGCUGCCGGGCAUGUUUGCCAACAACCAGAACAACGGGUCCAGCAUGGGAUCCGCCCUGCGUGCGGGCCACAAGCUCAUCUCACCUCUGGGCGGCAAGAUGGUUGUCCUCAGCUCGUCGCUGCCAAACAUGGGCACCGGCAAGCUGGAGAUGCGCGAGGACAAGAAAGUGCUGGGCACGUCCAAGGAGGGCGCGCUCCUACAAACAGCCAAUAGCUUCUACAAGAGCUUUGCCGUAGAGUGCUCCAAAAACCAGGUUUCCGUCGAUAUGUUCCUCUUCUCGUCACAGUACCAGGACGUGGCGUCGCUCAGCAAUUUGCCACGGUACACUGGCGGCCAGACAUGGUUCUACCCUGGCUGGAACGCCGGUCGGCCCGAGGAUGCCAUCAAGUUUGCCACGGAGUUUAGUGACUACUUAUCGUCGGAGAUUGGUCUUGAGGCCGUGCUGCGCGUUCGCGCGACCACGGGCCUCCGCAUGAGCUCCUUUUACGGCAAUUUCUUCAACCGCAGUUCCGAUUUGUGCGCCUUCCCCGCCUUCCCGCGUGACCAGUGCUACGUGGUUGAGGUCGCUAUUGAUGAAACACUCCAGAAGAAUGUCGUGUGUCUCCAGACAGCAGUUUUGCACACGACCUGCAAUGGCGAGCGCCGCAUCCGUGUCCUGACAUUGGCCCUUCCUACGACACUCAGCCUGGCCGACGUGUACGGAUCGGCCGACCAGGCAGCCGUGACGGCAUACUUCAGCCACAAGGCCGUCGAGCGUGCACUGGACGGCGGCCUAGACGCGGCCCGCGACAGCCUGCAGAACAAGCUGACGGAGCUACUGCAGACGUUCCGCAAGGAACUGGCGGGCGGCAGCAUGGGUGGCGGCCUGCAGUUCCCUGCCAACCUGCGGGGCCUGCCAGCACUGUUCCUGGGCCUAAUCAAGAACGUCGGCCUGCGCAAGUCGGCUCAGAUCCCUUCGGAUCUGCGAUCUGCAGCGCUGUGCCAGCUUUCGACGCUCCCCGUACCGCUGCUGCUGCAGUUUAUCUACCCGCGCCUGUAUUCGCUGCACGAUAUGCCAGACAAUGCCGGGGUGCCGGACCCCGAGACUAGCCAGAUCGUGUUGCCGCCGCCGCUCAACUUGUCCUCGGAGCGCUUUGUUCCAUAUGGCCUGUACUUGAUCGACGAUGGGCAGACACAGUUCCUGUGGGUUGGCCGCGACACCGUGCCGCAGCUUCUUGUUGACGUGUUUGGCGUGACGGACCGGACACAGCUGCAUGUGGGCAAGACGUCUCUACCAGAGCUGGACAACGAUUUUAACGAACGGGUGCGGGCAGUGGUGCAAAAGAGCCGGGAUCUCAAGUCGCGGGGCGUCGGCAGCAUUACAGUGCCGCACCUCUACGUGGUCCGCGAAGACGGCGAGCCGAGCCUGAAGCUUUGGGCGCAGACACUGCUGGUGGAGGACCGGGCGGACCACAGCAUGAGCUUCCAACAGUGGAUGGGCAACUUGCGGGAGAAGGUGAGUAACUAG